UUCAUGUGUAAAUUGAAUAUUUGUGAGAUAUUUUCAUAUGUAAACAGAAGAAAAUCAUCAGGUUGACAGCAAAUUGUUACUAGAAGAUUGCAUACUCAAGUCGAUGCAUAAUAAUAAUUAUGUGGACAGUGCUGGUGGUCUUUGUAAUUGUACAACUAAGGACUGUCGCCUAAUCCUUAAAGAUGUGGACCGCCUACAUUGUCAACAGGCUACGGGUAUCUGCAUCUAAGUGUAAUGAACAUAAGGCAGACACACAAACACAUAAAUCACUCCGCGCUCGAGCUCCGUUAGGGCGCUACCUGCCCUUAACCCUUCUCCCGGGGGUGGUCACUCAGGCCCCGCCCCUUUUUAACAUCGCCAGCGCGCCAAAAUACACUGACAUUCGUGAUUUGCGCGUCAAGUGGACAAGUUGUCAAAAUGGCUUUGUGGACUCCUUACGCACAAGAAGCUGCCUUGGACCUGAGCAGGAGCUCGGUGAAGCUGGAGAGAGUGCCCUCGCCUCUGCCGGCUGCCAGCGCACCGCAGUCUCCUCCGCUGUCUGGAUUCUAUCCAUCAUACGCGGACACUCAGUAUUACCACUCGUACCCGUAUCAACCAGUGACGUACGCGGUGCCUUCCGCGAUGUCACCGGACUCCAAUGGAAGCUGGUCAAACAUGAAACAAAACGCGCCAUCGUCGCCGGAAUCUCCGGAGUUCUACGACUCCGAGUCCCUAUCAGACGACGUGGAGUACCAGGCGUUUGAACGGGAUGCACUGCGAGCGAUGGCAGAGAAGAACGGAGGGACGCUGCUGGGGAACAACCCGAGGAUGCGGAGAGCAGUGCAGACCAGCCAGACCGCGGACGACUCGUACAGGAAACAACGCGAGCGGAACAACUACGCCGCGAAGCAGAGCAGAGAUAGGAGGAAGCUGAGGGAAGUGCGCCUGGCCUUCCAAGUCACCUAUCUGAAGAAGAAGAUGGCAGACUUGAGGGCCAAGCUGUCCGCCGGCGUCUGCGGCCGCUGCCAACAGACCUGCGAGUGUUGAACCACAGUGUGCACGGACAAAGUGAUAGGCGGCCUUACUCAAUAUGUAAAUAAUAAAGGACUUGUAAAUAAUAUCAAUAAUAUAAAACUUAAUAUAACGUGGUUGUAGAUGUAAGAGAGUAUUGGAUGUGUGCUUAGUAUUAAGUAUUUAAUGAACUGUAUCUCUAACCUAAACUUGUAUAUUCGUGCAAUGAUAUGUAUCUGUCAAAUAAUAUUUGUGUAUAAAUAAAAUUUAUAGACUCAAGUUUCGGAUCUUCAUUUUUAACCUUUCCUAUUUCUCAAAAUUAUAAUCAGAGAUUUGCCCAUUUGAUCUCCGGAUACGCACAAAAUUAUAACAAUUUAUAGAAUUGAACAUCAUUCUGUGACUGGUAGAUAUUAUUUUUGACAAAUAAAAUAACACAAAUAUUUUGCCUUUCGUAGCUCAAUAAACACAGACUUACAAAUAAUCCGCUCAACUAGGGGCUUAUAAUUUUAAUCCGUAACACCUUAUUCUAGACUUAUUGUUGCGCUAAUAAAAAGUAGAAUUUUACCAUCAUAAAGUUAUUUAUUUGCGGAUUAAAGUUUCCCCGGGCGCGGCGUAUUCUAUGCUAUUAUACCGGCCGCGGCCGAUUGCAGCCGUUUCAGUAGAGAGGUAGCAACACUGGCAUUACGUCGUAAACUUUACAAUGCUCUGCUUCAUAUCGGAUUAGCAGUAGGGCUGUGGAUUAAUUUUAUAACUGUUAUCUUUUGUUUUACGAGGAAAUGCACAGACAAGUAGAGUUAAUAUCGUGUUGGUUUUUUUUAUCCUUUCCUAUGAUGCUUUAAAGUAAAUUGUAUGGUAAUUUUAAGAACUUAUUAAAUAUCUUAACAAUUCAAUUAUUAUUGAAC
Trichoplusia ni (cabbage looper) is the source of this 1892-nucleotide messenger RNA. Its product is annotated as hepatic leukemia factor-like. The record is from RefSeq and is a predicted model, not a curated record. Gene Ontology annotation, molecular function: DNA-binding transcription factor activity. Gene Ontology annotation, biological process: regulation of DNA-templated transcription. The coding region runs from base 418 to 1026 and encodes 202 amino acids. The transcript is spliced from 3 exons. NCBI's taxonomy places the organism in Eukaryota, Metazoa, Arthropoda, Insecta, Lepidoptera, Noctuidae.